Helobdella robusta is the source of this 1341-nucleotide messenger RNA. RefSeq lists its product as hypothetical. The annotation marks the transcript as partial. The record is from RefSeq and is a predicted model, not a curated record. Lineage: Eukaryota; Metazoa; Annelida; Clitellata; Rhynchobdellida; Glossiphoniidae. The transcript is spliced from 9 exons. Gene Ontology annotation, molecular function: GTP binding.
CAAGAUGACGUCACAUCGUCUCCGUCACGUGAUCUAUUAUUUAGACCACGUGAUCACGUGGAAAAGUUGCUGAGACUGCAAGAUACAAAGGAAGAUACGAGUUAUGAAGAGAUCCAGAAGGAACUUCUACAGAUAUACCAGAAUAGUGUGGUACCUUUGGAGAGCCUUUACAACUUCGAAGAUCUCAGCUGGGGAUUCCUUAGUGAGAGUCAGAUAAGUGCCAAACCGAUCGUCUUAUUUCUCGGAUCAUGGAGUACAGGCAAGUCGACGAUGAUAAACUACCUUCUCAAUUUGGAAAACUCACCUGUCCAACUUCAUACAGGCAUGAUGAAAUCUGAACCGACGACAACAGAAUUCACAGUCUUGUCAUACGGUGGUCAAUUCAAGGCUACCGAUGGUAAGAUACUCAGCUCCAACCCACAGUUCAGUGAACUCGAGAAAUUUGGAAUGCCAUUUUUAGAGAGGUUGAAAGGAGUCGAACUGCCCAGGGCUCUCCUUGAACGAGUGACCCUUGUCGAUACUCCGGGCACAAUUGAGAACAGAGUUCAACAGGAAAGAGGUUAUGCGUAUGAAGAAGCCAUGAAAUGGUUCAUAAACAAGGCAAGUCUCAUUUUUCUAUUGUUUGAUCCCUACAGACUGGAUGUUGGCAGAGAGCUGGAAGGUACGUUGCGUCUGUUGCAAGGGAAGGAGUCCAAGUUGAAGAUAGUCUUAAACAAGGCGGACAACGUGAAAACGCAGGAGUUGAUGCGCGUUUAUGGAACCCUUCUUUGGAACAUGGCACCUCUGACGAAAAUUGUCGAACCGCCCAGAAUUUACAUCGGAUCGUUUUGGGGACUAGAGCCGAAAUCGCAGAGUGAUCAUGAGUUGCUGCUGGCAGAAGAGAAGUCUUUGGUGAGAGAUCUGCACCAAGUGAUGAUAAACGCUGGAGAGAAUGUCAUCUCGCUGGUUAGGAAGCAUGCCAGGAUGGUCCUCAUACACGCUGCCGUUGUUGACAGGUACUUGGAAGUAUUCAACAAGGAACGUUCGAUAUUUGGAGACAACGAAGCCAAGUGGAAUGAUAUUGUGAGCAACCCUAACAAAUACAACAUAUUCGAAUACUUCGCGAGAGCACCGUGGUCCAUCAGCUUAUCUGAUCUGCCUCCAACUCAACUCUACGAAAAAUUCUUCAAACUGCACAAGAUAACCAAAUUCUACCCCCUCUCCUCCCACUGCCGGUUUCUCUGGGGUUGCCCAGAAGAUAAAAUUAAAGAGGCCAUCAGUUACAUUCUGCCGAAGUUGCUAACGAGGCAUCAACAGCUUUCUGGAAGCAAUCACUGCGAGAAUGAUUCGUGCUUGAGUUAA